AUGGAGGAAGAUACAUGGGAGUUUGAGAUAGAGAUUACGGACCAGAAGCGAUCCAUUCAUAUGUUUAAAAAGUCAAUGGAGACGUGGGCUAAGGAAUCAAAUUUUGGUCAAGCUGAGUGUUUGAGAGUAGUUGACAGUUAUUGUGAAGGUGCUGGUAGCCAGAAUCCUAACGUCGAUGGCAACCGUGUGUUGAAUCCUGGAGUUCUAGUGGUUGAAGAAGACAAGAGCUAUAGCAGUCUUUUUUCUGGGUUCUAUGCAUUCCAUUUCAUAGGAAUCUAUGUAGGAGCCGGUAAAGUCAUUCACUUUACUCGUCGAGGUGGUCUUGAAAUCGGAACCGGUACGUAUCUGGACAAGAUCAUCCAGAUUUCAGUUCCUCGUCACGGAGGAGACAACCCUUGUCCUAAUUGCGGAGACCAAUCGACUCUCGACGGCGUGAUCUCUUCUUGUCUCGACUGCUUUCUCGCCGGAGGAAACCUUUAUCUCUUCCAGUACGAUGUCUCCAAGGCUAUCCUUGUGGCUAAACAGCGAAGCGGUACCUGCACUACCGCACCUUCAGAUCCUCCUGAAGAAGUCGUUCACCGCGCGAGGUACCUUUUAUCGGGAAAUGGGUUUGGUGAGUACCAUCUCUUGGACAACAACUGUGAGGAUUUUGCUAUCUAUUGCAAGACUGGUCUGCUUGUUUUUUCGGUCACCAAGUCUGGAAGUAGCAGCCAAGUCAACUCGGUGUGUGCAGCAGGUGGUGUUGCUUCUUUGGCACUGAGGUUUUUAGGGGUGGGAAGGACUGCUGGUCAAGCGGCUUCGUUGGUGGUGUGUCCAGCUUCGGUGGUUUCAGCUGCAGCCAGUGCUAUUUCGACGACACUGAGGUUUGUAACUACUGGUUUUUCAGCCAUGGCUGUGGCGGGAUACAAUAAAUACUGUAUUGGUCAUGUGGCUUACGACGUUGGUGUCAGAAAGGAUAUUCGCAAAGUCCCUGUGGAAGAGCUGUCUACACUUAUGGCUGUUCUAGAAGGCAAUAUAUUGGACAAUGACAACAACGACAAAAAUGUUGUGAAACUUAGGAUUUAGAACUGUAAGUUUCUGUAUAUUAUUAAUGAAUGUGUUCCCUUUAUAUAGAGGUGACAAGAGAGAUAAA
Brassica napus (rape) is the source of this 1132-nucleotide messenger RNA. RefSeq names its product protein LEAD-SENSITIVE 1-like. The record is from RefSeq and is a predicted model, not a curated record. The transcript is spliced from 2 exons. NCBI's taxonomy places the organism in Eukaryota, Viridiplantae, Streptophyta, Magnoliopsida, Brassicales, Brassicaceae. Bases 1 to 1065 code for a protein of 354 amino acids.